Messenger RNA from Psylliodes chrysocephalus, 1026 nucleotides. NCBI's taxonomy places the organism in Eukaryota, Metazoa, Arthropoda, Insecta, Coleoptera, Chrysomelidae. The record is from the annotation of a GenBank genome assembly.
CAACUUUUACUUCUGUUCUAACAUAACCUUUUUAAAUAUUUUAAAUUCAAAAAUGAAUGAAGAAAUUGCUACAAAUGGCAAUGCAACUGAAACUAAUGAAACAGAAAAUAAUUUAUUAGAGUUGGCAAAAUCCAAUCCAGAUGGUAUAUCUAACGACGAUAUAAAAAGGCAUAUGCCGGAUAUUCCCCUUACAGAAAUAACUGCAAUUAUUAAUAAAUGCUUGAAAAAUGGUAUUUUUGACCUAUUUAAAACUAAAGACAACCUGUUGUACAAAUACAAAGAUCCUUCCAAGAAAACUAUGGUAAAAGGAGCAGAUGCUGAAGAAAAAUUGGUAUAUAAAAUCAUUGAAGAAGCAGGCAAUAAAGGAAUAUGGAUAAGAGACAUUAGAUUUGGUUCCAAUUUAAAUAUGACCCAACUCAACAAAGUUUUAAAAAGUUUGGAAACGAAGAAACUCAUUAAAUGUGUCAAAUCGGUGACUGCCAGUAAGAAGAAGGUUUACAUGCUCUUCGACUUGGAACCAGACAGUUCUGUGACCGGAGGUGCCUGGUAUCAAGAUCAAGACUUUGAGUCGGAAUUCGUAGAUGUUUUAAACCAACAAUGUCACCGAUUUUUAGUAGAAAAAUUAGAAGAAGCCAAUACGAAAUCUAACGGUCCUCUUUUAGCCAGAAACAGAAGUUACGCCACAGCAAAUGACGUACACAAAUUUAUUUCCGAAUUAGGAAUCAGUAAAGUUUCUUUAACUGUGGAAGAUAUUGAAAGUAUUUUAUAUACAGUGGUUUUGGAUAAUAACGCAGAAAGAAUUGUGGCUACGAAUGGUUCGUAUGUGUAUAAGGCUGUGAAUAGGUUUCUGCCUUCUGCAGGAAUAGUUAAGACGACUUGCGGUAUUUGCCCAGUUGCUAAUAGAUGUGCCGAGACGGGGCUGAUUAAUCCAAAAGCUUGUAGCUAUUUUACAGAUUGGUUAAUACAAUAAAUAUAUGUUUUAGUUAUUUGUUUACUUUAUAUUGUAAUCUAUCUAAUGUAUUUAGC